AUGCUUGGAUACUUGGCUGUGAACCUCAAGGGACAGAUUAGUCCCAGAAAAUACCAUGACAAAUUUUGUGGUGAACUGCUACCUCCUGAGCUAACAAGUGAGAACCCUCGACUGGUGCUCAUCCUUAAUACUCAUGGAGCUGUGCGGGGAAGGGGAUUUCUGGCACGUUAUGAAUUCAUCACUGAUUACAACAUCCCUGGUAAACAAAUAAGAGAUGGCAUGUGCAGCUUUUUAUAUGACAGCAAAGACACAAGAAAGGGUUCUUUUAAUUCUCCUGGCCACCCAGGCCUCUACUUCAUCAACCUAGAUUGCACUUACAUAUUCAGAGGAAAACCACAUGAAAAAAUUGCCAUCUCUUUUGAGGUCUUCAAUUUACCAAACAAUGAUCCUCAUAGCUGCAAGGCAACAGAUUACAUUGAAAUUUACCAGCAACUUGAGGGCCCCAAUAAUUAUUCAGUAAUCCGACGUUACUGUGGCAAAGCUAAUCCAGGCCCUAUACUCACUGAAAGAGGAGUGAAAAUUCUGUUCCAUUCAGACAGCGAUGGCAUAGACAUGGGAUUCCGUGCAAGUUAUGAGUUUAUCAAAAAAGAAGACAUCAACAAGGAAACAGAUUGCUCCAAAACAGUUCUUGCCAAUGAACGGUGGGGUGGCUUCAUACAAAGCCCAGACUAUCCACUUAAGUACAAACCAAUCACCCAUUGUGAAUGGAAUAUAAUAGCCCCUUCAAAUUCCAGCAGAAUCUUGUUACAGUUCACAGUAUUGAAGUUAGAAGGCCAAGGCAAUUCUGACCAAAUUGAAAACAGUUGCCCAAGAGCCGUUAUUCGGAUCUAUUCCAAUGCAGAUGGAAUCAAGCCAGAUAAGGAAUUGUGUGGUGUUUGGAAACAAGGAUAUUCCUUUGUAGCAAAAUCUCAUUCAGUAAGAGUGAGCUUCUUAAGUUCCAGUCGAUCACUUGGAGCGAAAGGUUUCAAUUUAGCCUGGACAGAACUCAGAGGGACAGGAAAAUGUGAUGGUUUCAAGUGUGCCCAAAGCGGAUACUGUAUUGCACCCCAGCUGAAGUGCAACCAAUUACCAAACUGUGGCCCACAAGACGAAUCAGAUGAAAGCACAGAAGUGGCUCAGUGUGGCAUAGGCCCGGUGAUCUCUGAGCCGAUGAUCCUGGGUCUUUCCGUACUUAUUUCUGUCUCAGUAGGUUUAAUACUACAUUGA
Acanthosepion pharaonis is the source of this 1206-nucleotide messenger RNA. NCBI's taxonomy places the organism in Eukaryota, Metazoa, Mollusca, Cephalopoda, Sepiida, Sepiidae. The record is from the annotation of a GenBank genome assembly.